ACUAUGACGCAGACAGGUGAAGCUGGCUUCCGAGAAAGUGCUUUUAGGCUGUUUUCUGGUUGUCCCAAUCUCGUAAUGAAUCUCCAGACAGAUGCUGUCCUGACAGUUUUCCGGAAAGGUCUCCAAGACUCUCAAAGUGUGCAUGUUCGGCUUGCUGCUCUCCAAGCCUCUGUGUCCUACCUUACUGCAUGUGAUCAACUUCAAUUAUCACACUCGCUCUCGCUACUCUAUUCAAUGCUAGACACAUUACCUUCCCUUCCCAACAUUCACCUUAAAUCCUUCCUCAGCUCGCUGACACUAUUAUGCUCAUCUCAUCCUAAUCUCUUUGUGCCUCAUAUGGAUGCCCUACUGUCUUUCUUGCGUGGUUUCAUAAUGCCAAGUGUUGACUCAGGCCUGACACCCAUGGUUGCUAAGCCAUUCCCCGGCACAUCAAGUUUCACGUUCCCUCCCAGCAGAUCUGGCAGUCGGACUCCAGAUGGCAAUGACGAAGUCACAGAGGACAAGGAGAAAGAGUUGGUCAGAAAAGCUGCAUUAGAAUUUAUGGUAAGUCUUACUGAGGCUAAGCCUGCAUUGGCGAAGCAUUCACAAGGAUGGACGGUGGCUAUGGUAAGAGCAUCUCUAGAGGGCAUGGGGGAAUUACCAGAAGACACGUUGGAUUCCUGGCUCAAAGCUGAUCCCUCAGAGGAUGCACAAGAUGAGAAUUAUCCUCAUGUAUUCGAGCAAUCCCUCAAUAGGGUGGCCUGUGCUCUUGGAGGUAAAGCAGCACUUCCUCUGGUGUUCCAAUAUAUUCCGUCAAUGCUCGCCAAUUACGACUGGAGAUUGAGGCACGCUGGCCUGAUGGCUAUCGCAGCCAUAGCCAAAGGCACGAACAAGGUGAUGCAAAUGGAACUUGGGAAGGUUGUUAACCUCAUUACUCCAAUGUUCAAGGACGCACGUCCACGUGUCCGGUAUGCCGCAUAUCAAUGCAUUGGUCAACUAUGUACUGAUUUGGAGGAAAUCAUUCAAGAUCACUACCACAAGCAAUUAUUCACUGCAUUGAUCCCAACACUAGAAGCGCCAGAACCUCAUGUGCACUCACAUGCCGCUGCUGCCCUGAUCAACUUUUGUGAAGGUGUCGAACGUGACACCCUUGUUCCUUAUUUGGACCCGAUCGUUGAGUGUCUGCUCAAGAUGCUCAAUCCAGGAGCUGAGGAUGGCAAAGUAGUCAAAGGUUAUGUUCAAGAACAAGCUAUUACAACUCUUGUUAUGGUCGCUGAUGCCAGUGAGGCAACAUUUGCUAAGCACUAUGCCUCCAUAAUGCCUCUUCUUUUAAAUGUUCUCCACAAUUCCAACAGUUCUGACCAUUACAAGCUAUGCGCGAAAGCCAUGGAAUGUGCUGGUUUAAUAGCAAUUGCCGUUGGACGUAAGGUUUUCCGCACUGACGCUGUCACG
Messenger RNA from Suillus fuscotomentosus, 1431 nucleotides. Its product is annotated as armadillo-type protein. Lineage: Eukaryota; Fungi; Basidiomycota; Agaricomycetes; Boletales; Suillaceae. Gene Ontology annotation, cellular component: nucleus; cytoplasm. The annotation marks the transcript as partial. The record is from RefSeq and is a predicted model, not a curated record. Gene Ontology annotation, biological process: protein import into nucleus. The transcript has 10 exons. Gene Ontology annotation, molecular function: nuclear import signal receptor activity.